GUAAAGUUGGGGUGAUGAUUGUGUAGGUUGAUGGAGAUUUCGGUUGUGUGGAUGUUGGGAAUGGGAGUUUUGGGAUGAUGGUAGUAAAGCACUAACUAUAUGAAUGGAAUUUCAAAAAGAUAUACUGUAAAGCUUAUUUGUUGUUUCCCAUAUCGAAGCGUAACUGGAAUAUUGCUCGCACUUCGCUAAAUCCCAUUUACUCAAUCAAAGUGAUAGACUGUAAUGAACUGCAGCGACAUUCAUUUUACAGCUUGCACCAAGUGACGGUAUCUGAAUCUCUUUUGCUGGUGUCUUGAAUUGUUUAAACAUGUGCAUCAUAUUGAUCGGUUGAGAGUCAUCGUCGUCAUGUGUAAAAUGUCACGUGAUGUCCCGAAAACAACUGCUGCUUGUGAUAUCUUAACCGUUCAAGUGCAGUCUCUGGCAGUCGCCUUAGCGUGUGGAUCCUGCACUCCCCUGUUAACAGUUCAAGAUGAUGACGCUGUUUUCAAGUAGAAGUCUGCAGCUAGCUUUAGCAACAACUGUUUACAUCAUGUUGGUACAUGUACUUUCCACAUGCAGCACAAAGGAAUGUAGACUUCAGUUGACAGAUAUAAUGAAGGACAGAUCUGUCAUUUUCAGAAAUAUUGACAUCGAGUUGUGCCAACUUGAAUGUAUCAAUGAUAUUUUUAUUUCCGCAUCAUGUCGCCAAUCAAAUGAUAAAUCCCAGAAGAUUGAAAAGACAGGCGGAUCCAGCGUUCGUCCUGAAACUCAUCCACAUGCCCCGGCUAAACCCCGUGGAUCCGAGGUCUGCAAUCAGACUUCCGAAUGUUUGGAGAAGGGAUGUGGGAAGUGCUGUGCGCAAGCACCAUCGUUCUGCGAACUCCACAUCGCCUCCGAAACCGGGAACCUGUCAAAGGUGAAACUCAUCUUGUCCCAGGGACGGCCGGACAUUAAGUGCAAAGAGUGGAUUGGUUGGACACCGGUGAUGUUGGCAGCUGGUAAUGGGCACCGAGAAGUGGUUGAGUUACUUGUUAGUAAAGGAUCCAGCAUGUCACUCGUAAAUAAAAGAGGUGACAACAUCCUUCAUUGUGCCUGUUGGGGAGGAGAGGUGGAGAUGGUGAAGUAUAUACUCUCACAUGACAUGGAGGACAUCAACAGUAGAGGAUGUAAGAAGGGGACACCAGUGAUGGUGGCAGCAUUAUGUGGACAUAAAGAAGUGUUAGAGUUACUCGUGGGUGAAGGAGCUGAUGUGUCACUCGUAUCUGAGAAGGGUGACAACAUCCUUCAUCUUGCCUGUCGGGGAGGAAAUGUGGAAGUGGUGAAAUAUAUCCUCUCACAAGACAUGGUGCGCAUCAACAGAAGAGGAUCGAAGAAGAGGACACCAGUGAUGGUGGCAGCAGUGAACAGACACAAAGAGGUGGUAGAGUUACUCGUGAAUGAAGGAGCUGACUUGUCACGCGUAUCUCACAAUGGUGAAAACAUCCUUUACUGUGCCUGUUGGGGAGGAGAUGUGGAGGUGGUCAAGUAUGUCCUCUCACAAGGUAUUGUUGCCAUCAACAGCAAAAGACGGAAGAAGAGGACACCAAUGAUGGCGGCAGCAUUGCGUGGACAUAAAGAAGUGGUAGAGUUACUCGUGAGUGAAGGAGCUGAUGUGUCACUCCGAUCUGAGAAGGGUGACAACAUUCUUCAUUUUGCCUGUCGGGGUGGACAUAUGGAGGUUGUGAAAUAUAUCCUCUCACAGGACAAGGUGCGCAUAAACAGUAGAGGAUGGAAGAAGAAGACACCAGUGAUGGUGGCAGCAGAGAAUGGACAUAAAGACGUGGUAGAGUUACUCGUAGAUGAAGGAGCUGACUUGACAAUCCUAUCUUUCGGGCGUGACAGCGUCCUUCAUCUUGCCUGUUGGGGAGGAGAUGUGGGGGUGGUCAAGUAUGUCCUCUCACAAGACAUGGUGCGCAUCAACAGUAGAGGAUGGCAGAAGAGGACACCGGUGAUGGUGGCAGCAUUGUAUGGACAUAAAGAAGUGGUAGAGUUACUUGUAGGUGAAGGAGCUGAUGUUUCACUCGUGAAUCAAAGGCGUGAAAACAUCCUUCAUCUUGCCUGUCGGAGAGGACAUAUGGAGGUGGUGAAAUAUAUUCUUUCACAGGACAAGGUGGGCAUCAACGCCAAAAACAACAAAGGACAAACAGCAGCCAAGAUAGCAAUAUCCCAGGAUCGAAAAGACAUGCUUGAUCUUCUUGUGUCACAUGGUGCUCUCAUGUAAUGUUUGCGCAGACAUUCAGAUAUUCAUAUUGUUAAAGACAAUGUGUUGAACACAGUUGUGACGUUCACGUAUUGAAUACAUUGAUGUUGUUACAGACAUUGAAGGGUAGAAUAAAUUGAGGUUGUUACUGACAUUGGGAUGUGGAAUAAAAUCAUGUCAUUACGGAUAUUGACGUGUUUAUUACAUUGAUGUUGUUACGGACAUUGACGUGUUGAAUGUUGUUACUGAUAUUGAAGUGUAAACCCUCAGCAUAGC
This is a messenger RNA of Haliotis rufescens (red abalone), 2494 nucleotides long. RefSeq names its product ankyrin-1-like. The coding region runs from base 470 to 2239 and encodes 589 amino acids. NCBI's taxonomy places the organism in Eukaryota, Metazoa, Mollusca, Gastropoda, Lepetellida, Haliotidae. Gene Ontology annotation, biological process: proteolysis. Gene Ontology annotation, molecular function: protein binding; aspartic-type endopeptidase activity. The transcript is spliced from 3 exons. The record is from RefSeq and is a predicted model, not a curated record.